AUGCAAAAAUGGACACCGCCGGAGCGAAGGGGUCACCUUAUGCGCGACUCGUUGACCGCAGCGCUGGAAUGCGGGGACGAAUGGGCGGCCGCACUGCGGGAGCCGAGUGUUAUUGAUAUGCUGAUGAUUUUAUUAAAUGGACUUGGCAAUGACCCUCUGUCUGCGAAAGAGGCAGAGGGCCCACCAGUCCAGCUAGAGCCCGUCGACCUCAGCGUUCGUUCCCCGCCGAAAGAUCUAAAGUCCACCACGGUUCGGAUACGAGGCGGACUCCUGAAACGACCUCCACCGCCGCUCAUCUCAACCCAGCACCUGCUAGCGUUAAGGCAUAAGACGAAAGAUUUGUUUUUCUCACUCAACAACAACAACAACAAUAUCAAAGACGAGGAAGAAAAUGGCGGCACGGAUACGGCGACGACGACACUCGCAGCGGCAGCCGCCGCAGCUGCAGCCGCUGCUACGAUCGCAGCCGCCAGCAGCCAAACAACGACCUCCGCCGGCUUCUCGCCAACGCACGCACACCACCUCCUGUCGACCCUGUGCGGCACCGGAGGAGGGGCCAUUGUGCCCGCCGGUCACCGGCCGCCAUCGCCCAGCAAUGGUGGCGGAACGGCGCAGCUGGACGCAGCCACCGCCGACGCAGCCGGAACGGCCGCCCUCAUCCUAGCCGACAACAACAAUAGCAUUAGUGUGAAUAACAACAACUAUCUUAGUGAAAGCGACCGUGAAACGAAACCGAGUACCUUCCGCGAGGCCUAUCCUAUCUAUGGCACCUACAACUGUGUUCAGCAGCCGCCGCAGAGUCCUACGCAUCAUUCGACGGAGAGUCAGAAGGCGGCGCUAGCGGUGACGCCUCAUCCGCAUCAUCUGUUUCCGACGCAAUUCCUGCAAGCCUUCUCCAUCCAUCAACAGCAGCAGCAGCAACAGCAGGAUGCAUCGAGUAGCCAUCGACGUAGCAGUCACUCGCCCCACACCACACUAGACCACCAGCUGCACGAACAGCUUCAGCAGCUAACGGCCGCAUCAGUCGCCCACCCGCCGAUGUCGAAGCUGUUGCCGAACCUCCCGGGUCACUUGGCAGCAUCCAUCGCCUCGCUAGCUUCCAGCCUGCCGAAAAACCAUCCCCUCAGCGAAUCAGCUACGGCGGCCUUCCAACGGUUGCUACAGCAGCCAUUCGCACCAGUAGCAUCGCAUCCUUCCAGCAGCACCGGACUGUUCGGUCGCUCCAGGCCCAACGCCGGCAACAGUCCAGACCGCUACACGGGGAAGCUGACCGACCUGCGGCGUUCGAACAACGGCGAGCAACAGUCGGCGACGACUGCCGGUGUUAUCAAACGCGAGGUGGACGGAAACGGGUCCACCUCCAACCCUCGCCAUCAGCUGCAGCAUCUAGAGUCAUCUUCGGGACUGUUUGGAAUCGGCAGCGAACACCACCCCCGUCACCAUCACCCCCACCACCAUCACCACCAGCUUCAUUCACCAUCAUCGCUAGCGUCGGUGAAGGGGCUGACGAAGAACCGGAAAAUCCACCGCUGCGACGCAACCGGAUGUGAUAAGGUGUACACGAAGAGCUCCCAUCUGAAGGCGCACAAGCGAACGCACACGGGAGAAAAACCAUACAUCUGCACGUGGGAAGGUUGCGUUUGGCGUUUCGCUCGCUCGGACGAGCUGACCCGGCACUACCGGAAGCACACCGGCCUCAAGCCCUUCCGCUGCAAACUCUGCACACGUUCCUUCAGCCGCUCGGACCAUCUUUCGCUGCACAUGAAACGGCACUAA
This is a messenger RNA of Anopheles coustani, 1776 nucleotides long. Its product is annotated as Krueppel-like factor luna. The record is from RefSeq and is a predicted model, not a curated record. Lineage: Eukaryota; Metazoa; Arthropoda; Insecta; Diptera; Culicidae. The coding region runs from base 1 to 1776 and encodes 591 amino acids. Gene Ontology annotation, biological process: regulation of transcription by RNA polymerase II. The transcript has 6 exons. Gene Ontology annotation, molecular function: DNA-binding transcription factor activity, RNA polymerase II-specific; RNA polymerase II cis-regulatory region sequence-specific DNA binding.